AGGGUAUUAGAGUCAAAAUUCCCAGCUUUUGUCCCAGUAUUUGUCCCAGUGUUUGUCCCGGUAAAUGUCCCGGUAAACGUCCCAGUACAUGUCCCGGUACGCCUUUUUCCUGUGGGCGAGGUCGACCAGCCUCCCAAAUUUGAGGUGUGGUCGUCACAGCCCAGCAAUUACUGUUGCAUCCGCUCCAGUUUCUUGCCCCGGCAAGUGUCCCGGUAUGUGUCCCGGCAAGUGCCCCGGCAAGUGUCCCGGUAUGUGUCCCGGCAAGUGUUCCGGUAUGUGCCCCGGCAAAUGGCACUUCCCAGAAUAACACAGCACUGAUUUAUAAUAUUGCGCUGCGCAUGCGCACUGAAGUGAUUGCCUCGUGGCAGCUUAUAGAUAAAGAAUAAAUUGUGUUUACAUGUAGGAUGCUGAGUUUGAAUAAACCCAAAAGAAAGCGUCUCGCCUCUUCUAGACUUCUACAAUCAAUUGCAGAAGGUGCUACUACUGCUACUGCUACUGAUUCAUCGGAUGACGAUUUCAUUGCAGAACCUGCUAGAUCUAAAAGAUUUCCUUCAAGCGGACUGUCAUCUGCCUCAGACAGAUUGAAUGUGGCAGUGAGAAGGGGUUUAAGUGUUGUAGGUAACUCAAGUCGACCCAGGGAGCUUAGUGACAGAUUUCCUUUUUUGGGACGAUCGAAUUCUGCUCGAGCUCCUAAGCAAAGGAAAGCUCCAGGAUGCUGGAAAAUUGUACCAUGUUGCCUAGCUGGACCAUCAACACAUCAAGUACCAAGUAAAAUUGAGCUAGACUACCUUUGUCGAGAUGGCCUUGGAACGUUAUGGUUUACGAGAGAUGAGGACCCACUGGAAUUAGACUUUGUUAAUGCUGAAGAGCUACAUUUCUUGAUACUGUGCCUGUAUCCAAUGAUGGCUGGUAUCCCCUACCAGUUUUGUAGAGCAGCCGGCCUUGGUAACAAAGUGAUUGUUCCCCUACACGUAAAUGAUACCAGUUAUUCUCCCGAGAUGGAGUCCGUGAGACCUUUCAAACCAUAUUUCACCGUAAAAAUGCUGAAGGAAGCUGUGGGCAGAAAAGGUCGUUUAUAUAUUCGCCCGUUGUCUACUCUAGUGGGAGUACGUGUAUCACAACUUCAGGCCUACACACCAGCCAGCAGACGUGAUUGCUACAAAUGUAAUAGAAGCCUUAGGAUGUCUGAAAUUACAGACCAUAUGUAUGUGUGCACUGAAAGUGCCACCGAGCCUCUCAGUGAGACUGCCACUGAGCCUCCUCCCAGUGUGAGAGGAAGUGGUGUGAGAGGAAGUGCUCUCAGUGAGACUGCCACCGAGCCUCCUCUCAGUGUGAGAGGAAGUGGUAUGAGAGGAAGUGCCGUCGAGCCUCUCAGUGAGACUGCCACCGAGCCUCCUCCCAGUGUGAGAGGAAGUGCCGUCGAGCCUCUCAGUGAGACUGCCACUGAGCCUCCUCCCAGUGUGAGAGGAAGUGUGACCGAGCCUCCUCCCAGUGCAAGUGGAAGUGCCACCGAGCCUUCUUCUGGUGUGAGAGGAAGUCUGGCUGAUUAUAAUUAUGAUCACCUUUAUGAGCAAAUGGAUACAGGAGAAAUGGACACAGAAGAGGAACAAUCGCGGUCGCCUUCUCAGGAGAGAGAAUCUUUGAUGGUUUCCAGAGAAAUAAUUGCUGAGCAAGAUCAGGCCUAUGACAUUAGCUUGCGUGUUGACCGUGAAAAGGAUCGACAGAGGUUGAUAUCCCGUCAAAUGACUGAGGAUGAUGAAAUGGAUCAGAAAAUUGAGCAAGUGGUGUCUGUUGAAAGACAAAGACGAGUGGUUGAGUGGCAUCGGAGAAUUCGCAGAGAUCUGGCGGACAGAGUUCCAGCUGAGCCUCCUCCUGGCACGAUGGGAGUGUUACACACGAGAAUCAGAUUUCCUGAUGGAUCUAGAAAUUCUAGGCAAUUUUUAUUGUCUGAUCCAAUUAAUGCUAUCCGCUCCUUUGUUGGUUCGCAUGAAUCAAUCAAUCCCCGUCAAUUUCGGGUUCUUGUCAGCGAUGGUCCUGUUCCGACUGAACUUCCCACUACUGGUACUGGACCCAUCUCACAGCUGGGACUUUCGGCAUUCAUAGUUCUCAUUGGCGAAAACAGAGUUACUGAAGUUGAAGUUGAACCAGUUACCUACCACCCCUCCCUUGACUCAAACAGAUAGAGAGAGGUUAGAGAGUGUUGUUUUUCUGCGAGCAGAUUCACCAGUAAAUGAGGUUGAGGUGGAGAUGGGAAGUGUGGUGAUUGAUUUAACUGACGUUGACACUACCAACAGUCGAUUGUCUAACGUUGAUGAACAACGAGCAAGUGUGAGAUCGCAUUUACUAGACAAUGGAGUGCACUUUCUGCACACACA
Molecule: messenger RNA, 2375 nt
Organism: Halichondria panicea
Lineage: Eukaryota; Metazoa; Porifera; Demospongiae; Suberitida; Halichondriidae
Exons: 10
Coding region: 405-2183 (592 amino acids)
Cellular component (GO): endoplasmic reticulum
Molecular function (GO): ubiquitin binding
Source: RefSeq, a predicted model, not a curated record